AUGAACCACGUCGUGCACGACCACAGGGCGGUGACUCUGCACAGGCGGGGCCUGCCACCGCAGAUGCAGAUCUCGACGCCGCAGCUGGGCGCCGCGUGCGUCGUGGCGGCCGCCGCCGAUCCCGGUCCCAGUCCUGGAGCCGUCUCCAGCUCCUCCAGUUCCAGCGGCGCCCUCACCAGGCACUGCGCGCGUGUCAACGCAGCAGUUGCUCUUUAUGGAACGCUGAAUGUUUACAGCGAGUGGCUUGCACCACGCAUCAGCAGCCGCGGCAGCGUCGACCCCACGCUGAGCCGCGAGGAGCGGAGGCGGCGCCGGCGGGCGACGCAGAAGUACCGCACCGCCCACGCGACGCGCGAGCGCAUCCGCGUCGAGGCGUUCAACGUGGCCUUCUGCGAGCUGCGGCGGCUGCUGCCCACGCUGCCUCCGGACAAGAAGCUCUCCAAGAUCGAGAUCCUGAAGCUGGCCAUCUGCUACAUCGCCUACCUCAACCACGUGCUCGACGUCUGA
This is a messenger RNA of Schistocerca serialis cubense, 507 nucleotides long. It is a transcript of the gene HLH4C, whose product is annotated as T-cell acute lymphocytic leukemia protein 1. Lineage: Eukaryota; Metazoa; Arthropoda; Insecta; Orthoptera; Acrididae. Bases 1 to 507 code for a protein of 168 amino acids. The transcript has 4 exons. Gene Ontology annotation, biological process: regulation of transcription by RNA polymerase II. Gene Ontology annotation, molecular function: DNA-binding transcription factor activity, RNA polymerase II-specific; protein dimerization activity; RNA polymerase II cis-regulatory region sequence-specific DNA binding. The record is from RefSeq and is a predicted model, not a curated record.